Molecule: messenger RNA, 2235 nt
Organism: Monomorium pharaonis (pharaoh ant)
Lineage: Eukaryota; Metazoa; Arthropoda; Insecta; Hymenoptera; Formicidae
Gene: ohgt
Product: protein cereblon
Exons: 8
Coding region: 146-1459 (437 amino acids)
Source: RefSeq, a predicted model, not a curated record
UCCUCGUUUCAAGAAUAGACCCCCUGACGUCAGAAAACAAUGUAACAUCUCAAAAUACAUACGUGUUAGUACAUGUCCCACUGUGUCACACGGUUGUGUAUUUACGAAUAGAACGGAUUAUUGUACCCUAAUUUAAUAAGUAAUAAUGGACAUUGAUGAGGAUUACGACACCGAACAAAGUGAUUACGGCGAUAUACCUAUAGUAGAAUCUCCGCACAGUGGCUUAGAUGAGGAUCAUGAAAACUGGUCGGAUGUAAGCACAGUUGAAUUAGACUUAUCGAGUAAUAGAUUAGAAGCUAACAUGGAAGACAUACCAGUGCCCUCAGAAAACACAUUUGAUGUGACAUUACCAGCAGCACAUUCUUAUUUAGGACAAAAUUUAGAGGAAGUGAGAGGAAGAACUAUACUGGAUGAUGGCAUUUAUAUGAAUCUACCAUUAUUAGUUAAACAGUCUGUGUUAUUUCCCGGACAAACAUUGCCCAUGACAGUUUUUGGCACACAGACUAUAGAGAUGUUACAGAAUUGUAUACAAAACGAUCGCACUUUUGGUGUCGUAUGUUACGGUUAUCCAGAAAUGGAACGAAUAGGAACAACUGCCGAGAUUUAUGAAUACACGGAUGGAGGUAUAUGGUUGGAUCAGGGUCGACGAGAGUUUCGUUUAAAAGCAAAGGGCAGGCAACGUUUUAAAAUAUUACGUAUUAUUUCACAGGACAACAAUAAAAUUUCGGCCAAUGUUAAAGUAUUACCAGAAAUAACGCUUGAACCACCAUUUUUGGACCAACGAUUAACUUCAUUGGAUCAUUUAAGAAUUUCUAUUGAGUCCGAAGAAGACUUGAAAAAGCAAGAGAGAAUAGAAAACUUGGAUGCUGCUCUAACUGCUUGGCCAGCUUGGGUUUAUAGACAAUAUGAUCCUAUAAGGCUCUCCUUUAGAAUACGUCAGCAUUUACAAUUUCUUGAAACUAGAGGUGGUAGUGUACCUAAAGAUCCAAUAGAUUUGUCUUUCUGGGUUGCACAAAAUAUUCUAAUGGAUCACAAUGAGAGACUCAUGUUGUUAACGUAUGAUUGUGCUAUUUCUCGAUUGCAAAGAGAAAUAAAAUAUCUUGUAGAGGAUAAAAUAUAUGUAUGUGUUAAUUGCGAAUCCUUUAUUGGGCGACAGUCACACAUGUUUCCAAUGAAUAAAGAAGGCCCGCAGGGUACUUACGUCAAUCCCGGUGGUGUUAUACAUGAAACUAUAACUUUUUAUCAUGUUCAAGGAGUUGUACUUAACAAUUCGGAUCCUUCAACAGAGUAUAGUUGGUUUCCAGGAUAUGCUUGGACAAUAGCUAUCUGUAAGGGAUGCCGUCAUCACGUCGGUUGGAAGUUUACAGCGGUGCAAAAUAAUUUAAGGCCCAAAGAAUUUUGGGGUCUAACACGCAGGAGUUUGAAAAAUAAAGACUUGAAAGUUAAGAAGAAAAAAUAAGAGCAAAAUAUUGAUAUACAUUAAGCGUCAUAAAUGUUUAUUUGGCAGUCAAGUUAAAUGGAUAUUUUUCAAAAUAGUCAUUGAUAUCUUGUAUAUUUUGGUGCUUUUUACUUAGUAACACAAGUCGACACAAGCAUCGUUCUAUCUUUUUUUUAUGUACAAUGAGUAACAAAGAUAGAAUGAUACUUGUGUCGAUUGUCACUAAAUGGAAAGUACUCAUUGAUAACUGAUAGACAAAAUGACUGUAAAUGAUAAGACAAAAAUCUUAAGAAUAAUAAAAUUGGAAUUAAAACUUGUUUUUUUAAUAAUUAUAAAUGUUUAAAUAUUCAUGAAUGUUUUAGGCAUUUUUAUUCAGAAUAACAAAAUUUUUGUGAUGGUUUUGUUUUUAAGUUAUAAUACUUAAAUAUUUAUGUGCCCCAGGCACUUUCUACAACAUUAUUUAAACAUUUAUAAGACAGCCUUUAUUUUGAUUUUGUUAGUCUUAAUUUUUAUUUUAUUUUAUGCAGAUUUAUUUCUAAAAUUUUCUGCCAUAUGUCGAAAUGUAAUUGGUAUUAUUUUAAAACAUGUUAAUUGAUAAUUCGCCAAAAGAUUACAUUUUAUGAAUGAUUUUUUUAUAAAAGAAAAAUCACACUUAUUUGAAAAAACUAUUUAGUAUAGUUUUGUAAAAGUGCAGGUUAGAAUUUUUUAAAAUACGAGACAUAAUACAAGAUACUAGUCUGUUUAGUUAGUUCAAACUUUUAUAUUUUUAAUCCAUUGAAAUAAAAUAUGUUCAAUCU